Pectinophora gossypiella (pink bollworm) is the source of this 1813-nucleotide messenger RNA. It is a transcript of the gene Cat, whose product is annotated as catalase. The transcript has 2 exons. The record is from RefSeq and is a predicted model, not a curated record. NCBI's taxonomy places the organism in Eukaryota, Metazoa, Arthropoda, Insecta, Lepidoptera, Gelechiidae. Gene Ontology annotation, cellular component: cytoplasm; peroxisome; mitochondrion. The coding region runs from base 103 to 1626 and encodes 507 amino acids. Gene Ontology annotation, molecular function: heme binding; catalase activity. Gene Ontology annotation, biological process: hydrogen peroxide catabolic process; response to hydrogen peroxide.
GUUUAUCGCUCGAAACUCUAUAUAAAGGAAUCUACGAGCCGCUUCGCAGUAUUUGACUGCACGGUGCCGGUCCAGUGUGUCGCUCCGUUUUAUUGUGUAAUCAUGGCUUCAAGGGGCCCCGCUGCCGACCAACUGGUCAACUUCAAGAAAUCCGUCAAGGAUUCCCCCGGCUACAUCACCACUAAAUCGGGUGCUCCUGUCGGUGUGAAGACUGCCAUUCAAACUAUUGGCAAAAAUGGUCCAGCUCUUCUGCAAGAUGCCAACUUCUUGGAUGAAAUGUCUGCCUUCGACAGGGAGCGCAUUCCUGAGCGUGUUGUGCAUGCCAAAGGAGCAGGUGCCUUUGGUUAUUUUGAAGUGACACAUGACAUUACUAAAUACAGUGCCGCCAAAGUUUUUGAGUCUAUUGGAAAGAAGACACCAAUUGCUGUCCGUUUCUCCACUGUUGGUGGGGAAAGUGGAUCUGCUGAUACUGUUCGUGACCCUAGAGGAUUUGCAGUCAAGUUCUAUACCGAUGACGGCAACUGGGAUCUGGUUGGAAACAACACUCCUAUUUUCUUCAUCAGAGAUCCAACAUUAUUCCCUAGUUUUAUCCAUACUCAGAAACGAAACCCUGCUACCCACUUGAAGGAUGCUGAUAUGUUCUGGGACUUCCUGACUCUCAGACCAGAGACAAUUCAUCAGGUCUUAUAUUUGUUCGGUGACAGAGGCAUUCCUGACGGAUACAGGCAUAUGAAUGGAUAUGGCUCUCACACUUUCAAGCUUGUAAAUGCACAAGGAGUUGCACACUGGUGCAAAUUCCAUUACAAGACUAACCAAGGAAUUAAGAACUUGCCUACAGACAAGGCUGGUGAAUUUGCAUCCUCUGAUCCUGACUAUUCCAUCAGAGAUCUCUACAAUGCCAUUGGCAAAGGUGAUUUCCCAUCAUGGACCUUCUAUAUCCAGGUGAUGACAAUGGCACAAGCUGAAAACUGCAAAUUCAAUCCAUUUGAUUUGACUAAAAUCUGGCCGCAUUCAGAAUACCCAUUGAUUCCUGUGGGUAAACUGGUUCUUGACAGGAACCCCAAGAACUAUUUUGCUGAGGUUGAGCAGAUUGCAUUCAGCCCUGCCAACUUAGUGCCCGGAAUUGAACCCUCCCCUGACAAGAUGUUGCAGGGUCGUCUGUUUUCGUACAGCGACACGCACCGUCACAGACUGGGAGCUAACUACUUGCAGAUCCCCGUUAACUGCCCCUACCGCGUGACUGUAUCUAACUACCAACGUGAUGGACCACAAAAUAUCAGCAACCAAGAGGGAUGCCCUAACUACUUCCCCAACUCGUUCUCGGGUCCGCAGGAAUGCCCGCGCGCGCAGCGCCUGCAGCCCAGGUACAACGUGUCUGGCGACGUGGACAGGUACGACAGCGGCCAGACUGAAGAUAACUUCUCACAGGCUACUGUGCUUUUCAAACAAGUCUUUGACGACGGCGCCAAGCAACGCUUAGUUGAGAACAUUGUUGGAAAUCUUAAGGAUGCUGCUGGUUUCAUUCAAGAGCGAGCAAUCAAGAUCUUCACUCAGGUACAUCCUGAUUUGGGAAGCAAAGUUGCUGCUGGAUUAGCUCCUUACAAGAAGUAUCAUGCUAACUUGUAAAAACAUAAGACUAAAUUGAUGGGUGCUUUUUUACAACCAAAAACAAUUGCAAGUUUUUACAUAAUGUGGGAAUAAAUGGGUCUUAUUCUUUUUUAUUAUUUAUUUGGUAAUAUACUAUUUUUACUUGUAGACUAAUGACAAAUGGUAAGUACAGAAGUGGUACAUAAUAAAAUCUUCCAUAUUCUUA